CUCCUCUUUCCCAUCCUCCAUUAGCCAUCUCGAUCUUUCUAGCGUUAAGAAAGAUGAAGGCAUCCUUCCUCUUCUUGUGCGUUGUGCUGUUUGGCCUCCUCAGCCAGGCUCCGACCGCCAUGGCGGUGACGUGCAACCCUUCCGAGCUGAGCCCGUGCGCUGGCGCGAUCUUGGGCUCCUCUCCGCCGACCUCCGCUUGCUGUGCUAAGCUCAAGGCGCAGCAGCCGUGCUUCUGCCAGUAUGCGAAGAAUCCAAGUUUGAAAGGCUACAUCAACUCUCCCAACAGCCGGAAAGUGCUUGCUGCCUGCGGUGUAUCGACUCCUAGCUGUUGAUCUGGUCAACCUUUCUCGCUCUCUCAGGCGAGUUAGAUGAGAGAAUUGAGAGAACCUUAUCUAUAUAUAUGUUUCCAAACUAUAAGGUGACGGAGUGUUUGUUGGUUAUCAGUGUUGGUUUUUAAGUGUCGGAGGCCUCGCCUCCUCUCUGUUCCAUGUGGUGUUGGUGAGGAGGGCUUGCGCCUUGUCUCUAAUAAAGUACUAUCUUAAAUAAUUGGACAACUGAGGUUGCUCUUGAGAA
Molecule: messenger RNA, 573 nt
Organism: Elaeis guineensis (African oil palm)
Lineage: Eukaryota; Viridiplantae; Streptophyta; Magnoliopsida; Arecales; Arecaceae
Product: non-specific lipid-transfer protein 2
Biological process (GO): lipid transport
Source: RefSeq, a predicted model, not a curated record